AUGGUUUCAAACAAAGGCUUCAAAGCCGCUCUCAUAGUCGUCGACCUCCAAGAAGACUUCUGCCCGCCAGUAAGUCUCCACCUUCCAGCGCGCGCUCAGACCCGCGGCGUUACCAAGGCACAAAAAUCUCCUUUGUCAAACUCUCUGGCAGUGACGGAUGGCCGGGCCAUUGCUCCUGUCAUCAACGACCUCCUGAGGCUUCCAUGGGCCUGCCGCGUAGCGACAAAGGACAUGCACCCGGAAGACCACAUCUCGUUCGCAUCCAAUCAUCCACCGCCGAACAACAAGCCCUUUGAGUCGACAAUCACCAUCUCCAACCCUCACAACCCCGACGAGACGCAAACGACCCAACUAUGGCCAGUCCAUUGCAUCGCUGGCUCGUCAGGCAGUGAAUUGAUCCCCGAACUCGACGUCAGCCAAUUGGAUGACAUCGUAGAAAAAGGACAAGACAAGAGAGUGGAAAUGUACUCGGCCUUCUGCACACCCUUCCUGAAACCAAAGAUCGUCGAAACCGGUCUGGCAAACACAUUGAGAGAAAAGGGCAUCACCCACGUCUUCUGCGUAGGCCUGGCCGCAGAUUUCUGCGUCAAAGCCACCGCCAUCGAUGCUGCCAAAGCAGGCUUCGAGACCGCCGUCAUCCGCGAGGGCACAAAAGGUGUCGAACAAGGCGACGAGGCUGACAGGAAGCUAGCACAAGAGCUAGAAGAGAAUAACGUCAAGAUGGCUGGAAUUGAUGGACCUGAAGUCGCCAAGGUCAGAGACCUACAGUAG
Molecule: messenger RNA, 771 nt
Organism: Aureobasidium vineae
Lineage: Eukaryota; Fungi; Ascomycota; Dothideomycetes; Dothideales; Saccotheciaceae
Source: the annotation of a GenBank genome assembly